UUUAUGAAGGAAGGCAUCGGACCAAAAGCAAAAACCAAACAUGUAAUCUGUCAGUUGAUCCGACUUUUCGAACUAUGGCAUCUGCGAUGGCGACAUGGACGCCAAGCUCUCUCCAGCUGAGGAUUGCCCUCAACUAUCGGAGCUUCAAAGCUGCUCCGGCGAGAGCGAAGUUGACGAAGCUCAGUCGCCGUCUACGGAUGUCAUGCGCUGCACAGAAUGCAGAAUCGGGUCGCGGGUCGGAUCGUUUUCGCGGGUGGGCUGAUUCAGGAGACGAUGAGAUGACUUCGGAUUCUGGCGGUGGCGAUUGGUAUAAAGGAACAUUGGUCUCUGGUGUGGCUGGAAUGGUUCUCUUCGUUGGGCUAGCUUUCGCGGCUCUAUCUUUCAAGGGACACGUGUUAACUAGACCAAAAGUAGAAGUGAUGGUUUCUGAAAGCUCAAGUGAUCAAGUCGGGGAAACUAGUCAUGAGAGAGGUAAUUUGAUGGACCAAGAUGAAAAAGAAAGCUAUAAAGUUUCACCACUUUUGGAGUCAAAAUCCGCAUCUACAAGCAAAGAAAACCACGAGGUGAAGAAAUCAUCAGAAAGCCGAGCGGAUGGGGUAGAUACAGAGACUUCUCAAAUCCCAGACGAGGAGAAGAAACCCCGCUGUUAUACAGGCAUACCUGCCCCGUCCACGGUUCCACCAGUAAACCCCUUGAGACCUAUCUUUCCAACAGUUGUGGACCCAGUUCAAAGUCAAAUGUUUGCAGCUUUACAAGCUUUAAAGGUUAUUGAAUCUGAUGCUCGGCCUUAUGAUUUAUGUACACGCCGUGAAUUCGCUCGUUGGUUGGUUUCUGCAAGCAAUGUUCUAUCGAGGAACUCAGCAUCGAAAGUGUAUCCUGCUAUGUACAUCGAGAAUGUUACUGAACUUGCAUUUGAUGAUAUCACACCUGAAGAUCCUGAUUUUCAAUUCAUUCAAGGUUUGGCAGAGGCAGGAAUUAUCUCAAGCAAACUCUCCAACCACAACAUGUCUUCUUCUGAGAGCAGUCAGCUUAAGUUCUCACCAGAAAGUCCUCUUUCACGUCAGGAUCUUUUGAGCUGGAAGAUGGCUUUGGAAUUCCGACAUCUCCCAGAAGCGGAUAGCAAGAAGUUGUACCAACUUUCUGGCUUUGUUGACAUUGAUAAAAUAAACCCAGAAGCGUGGCCUGCUCUUAUAGCCGACUUAUCUGCUGGAGAGAAUGGAAUAACAGCACUUGCCUUUGGGCGUACCAGAUUGUUUCAGCCGUCUAAAGCAGUUACAAAAGCCCAAACAGCUGCGUCUCUUGCAACUGGUGAAGCUUGUGAAGCAGUUAGUGAGGAGCUAGCUCGUAUCCAAGCAGAGGCUAUGGCUGAAAACGUGGUUUCUGCCCAUAACGCGCUGGUUGCUCAGGUGGAGAAGGAGAUCAACGCCAGCUUUGAGAAAGAGCUUUUAAGAGAAAAAGAAACGGUAGAUGCGGUGGUGAAAUUGGCUGAAGAAGCAAAAACGGAGAUGACAAGGCUUAGAGUUGAGAAAGAAGAGGAGACUCUCGCAUUGGAGAAAGAACGCACGUCGAUUGAAACGGAAAUGGAGUCUCUUGCAAGGCUACGCAACGAGCUUGAGGAACAACUUCAAAGCCUUGUGAAUAACAAGGCAGAGAUGUCGUUUGAGAAGGAGAGGCUUGGUAGACUUCAAAAGCAAGUGGAGGAGGAGAACGAGGAGAUACUAAGGUUGCAGAGUGAGCUUGAGGUUGAGAGGAACGCUUUAUCCAGAGCCAGGGACUGGGCGGAGGAUGAAGCGAGAAGAGCAACAGAGCAAGCAAAAGUGCUGGAAGAAGCUAGAGGGCGUUGGGAGAAGUAUGGCCUGAAAGUGAUUGUUGACAGAGACCUCAGUGAACAGACAACAACCGAGGCUACGUGGUUGAACGCUGGGAAGCAAUAUUCCGUCGAAGGAACCAUGAACAGAGGUGAGAAUGCGGUUGCUAAGCUCAAGAAGAUGGCGCAAGAUGUAAGAGAGAGAUCCAGAGAUGUUAUCUACUCGAUUGUAGAGAAGAUAAGGCUUUUGAUAUCAGCUUUGGAGAAACAAGUUCGUGGAAUGAGCAACAAAGCCAAAGAGGUGGAAAUGAAAACAAAGUCAAGAGCGGAAGAUUUAAGGAAACAAGCGGGCUUGAAGAUUGGUGAGAUCAGAGAUGUCUCUAUGAUGCGAACUAAGGAGGUUGUGGAAGAGUUUAAGGAUAGAGUAUGGAAACUCAAGUCAAAAUAGGUUUUUUGAGGUUUAGUUGUCCUCAACAAGUCGCAGAACAUCACCGGCUAAACAAAUCUUUAAAGCGUUGCAUUUUUAGCUUUGUUUCGAGUUGUUUAUCUUGUAAGAUUUCUGGAUGUUAAAAACUUUCUUCUUGUAGUAAAACAUUUUUUGACAUGUA
Messenger RNA from Brassica oleracea var. oleracea, 2415 nucleotides. Its product is annotated as protein CROWDED NUCLEI 2. Bases 75 to 2255 code for a protein of 726 amino acids. The transcript has 10 exons. The record is from RefSeq and is a predicted model, not a curated record. NCBI's taxonomy places the organism in Eukaryota, Viridiplantae, Streptophyta, Magnoliopsida, Brassicales, Brassicaceae.